AUACGGUGUCUGCAAGAAGAGACUAGCUCUUCGGACAUUUUUAUUUUUUUUCCAAUGAUAUUAUCCAUGAUAUUUUGCGAGACUCAACCCUUAAAUUAUGGGCGUCGGAAAACAGUAGGCGUAGCCGAUAGCAGUAAAAGAGAUGAUAAUCCGAGCUCCAUUGUUGCACUCACCUCUUUCGUCUCUCUCCAUUCUUCGUUUUUCAGCAAAACCUAAGCCGCCAUUUCCUCAUACCUUACCCUUGCGACUCUACGCUUCAUCACUCAAUGCUUCAGCAGAAACAAAGUAUGAAACUCCUAAUACCAAUCAUCAUCCAUGGCCAGAAUGGGUGACCUUCAUUGACCGUUUGAAAUCUCAUGGUUAUUUCCCUCAAUCUGCCGAUUGUCAAAUUAGUUAUGGCGAAAUUACGCUCUUGAAGGACCCUUGUCUCAGCUUUGCUCGCGACCGCUACGACCUUUUCAGGUCAUUUUCAAAAGAGGAUAUUCAGUGUUUGGUAAAGGGUGGAUGUCCUAAGAUUCAACGCAAAAUAAUUAAUUCAGCUAAACGACUGAGAGUCUAUGUGGGAUUAGAGGAGAAAAGUGUAUGUGACAUUUGUAGUCUUCAAGGAUCUUGUGACCGAGCUUAUUUGAUGCUUGGGGAUUCUGAAGGAGGUGCCAGAAUGGUGGACCUUAUGCGUCUCUUGUUGGCAUAUGCACUAGACCCAAUGCUUAUAUCUGGAGCAGAGAGUGCACUGAGUGCUCCUAGCAUUAUGCAGGCUGUAUCAGCUUCAAGGAGAGUUUUGAGUUUGUUGAUUAACUUGACUGAAGCAUCUAUAGGUCUUGCUCCUCUCAAGUCUUCUGAAAAGCUUGAUCAUAAGAAGGAACAAUCUGCUCAUCAUAUUAAUGCUUCAGUGCCUCGUGAUGUUCAAAUGAAUAAAAGAGAUUGGAAUUGUCUUAAGUGUGGUUUCGUGAAUUUUCAAAGAAACUCUCACUGCCGAAAGUGCAACGAGCAGAACCCCAAGUGGGUUAAUGUCGAUGUUGAGAUGAAGAAAGGUGAUUGGAAGUGCAUCCAGUGUGGAAUCGUAAACUUUGCUAGCAGAAGGAAUUGUUUUCGUUGCAAAGAUCCACGACCACCAAGGGAACUCAAUCCCGGGGAAUGGGAGUGCACCAAGUGUGAUUUCUUGAACUUUAGAAGAAACGUUACCUGCCUCAAGUGCGGUGGUGAGCGUCACAAAGAGGCUGUGUCGCAGGACAAGAUUGCGAACAGGCUUACUUAAUCUGUUGGGUGAUUAGAUAAUACAAGCAUCUUACCUUCAUCAUCACCAUACGAAACGACAUUUGGUUCAGCAAAAUGGAUGUGAGACUCAUGAGAACUGUCAACAUUUCGUACGGGUAGUCGACUUUGUUUGAAUUAGAUCGUGUUUCAAUUGCCCUUUUCAAUCGAACAUUAUAGCCAAGACCGAGGAGGGUGCUGGUGCACUGCUUUUCAAUCUUAUGGGAAAAUAGAUAGCAAAGCUUGGUGACAUUUGUGUUCUAAACAAUUAAUUUGGUUUAUCAGGGAAUUUUCCUAUUAGAAAACAUAAGACCACAUUUAUAAUUAAAAUAACAUGUACUAAUACAAAUUACAUUUUGACAAAAAAAGUACAAGUACUACACCGUUUUGAGUUUA
Messenger RNA from Amaranthus tricolor (Joseph's coat), 1647 nucleotides. RefSeq names its product zinc finger protein VAR3, chloroplastic. Lineage: Eukaryota; Viridiplantae; Streptophyta; Magnoliopsida; Caryophyllales; Amaranthaceae. Gene Ontology annotation, cellular component: cytoplasm. Gene Ontology annotation, molecular function: mRNA binding. The coding region runs from base 143 to 1255 and encodes 370 amino acids. The record is from RefSeq and is a predicted model, not a curated record. The transcript is spliced from 6 exons.